Lolium rigidum is the source of this 1458-nucleotide messenger RNA. Its product is annotated as AAA-ATPase At5g17760-like. The record is from RefSeq and is a predicted model, not a curated record. Gene Ontology annotation, molecular function: ATP binding; ATP hydrolysis activity. NCBI's taxonomy places the organism in Eukaryota, Viridiplantae, Streptophyta, Magnoliopsida, Poales, Poaceae.
AUGGAUUACUUGCCAUCGCCAUUGGCGGGUAUGGCGUCGUCGGCGGAGGGGGCAAAGGUUCUGAACGCGUACAAGGAGGCGCUCGCCACUGCAGCCUCGGUGAGCGCUUACGCCAUGCUUGCGCGCGGCAUGGCGCGGGAGCUCGUCCCCGAGGAGCUGCGGGCGGCGGUGCGCUGGGGCGCGUCCUUCGUGCGCUCCCGCCUCGGCACCCGCGAGAAGGAGCGCCACACCAUCAUCAUCCGCCGCACGGUGGACAAGAACCACUGCGCCCCGUUCGACGACGGGUCCAGCCUCUUCGAGGCGGCGCGCACGUACCUCGCCAGCAAGAUCAAUCCGCGCGCCGUGCCCCGGCUCCGCCUCUCGCGCUCCCUCAUUGAGCCCGACGGGACCUGCAGCUGGCGCACGCUCCUGAGCAUGGAGGAUGGGGGCUCAACCACAGACGUGUUCGAAGGCGUUGAGUUCUGCUGGAUGUACAUGGACGCUGGCGGCGACAACGGCAAUAGGGGCCAGGGCGGCAGCGAGUCCUUGGAGCUCAGCUUUGACGCGGAGCACGCGGAUAUGGCGCUCGAGAAGUACGUGCCCUUCAUCAUGUCCGCGGCGGAGGAGCUGCGACGGCAGGACCGCGCGCUCAAGAUCUUCUUGAACGACGGGGGGGCGUGGCAAGGCAUCAACCACCACCACCCAGCCACGUUCGACGCGCUCGCCAUGGACUCGGAACUCAAGCAGUCCGUCCUCGACGACCUCGACCGGUUCCUGCAGAGGAAAGAGUACUACCAGCGGAUCGGCAAGGCGUGGAAGCGCGGCUACCUGCUCUACGGCCCCCCGGGCACCGGAAAGUCAAGCCUGGUCGCCGCCAUGGCUAACUACCUCCGUUUCAACCUCUACGACCUCGAUCUCUCCGGGGUGUUCAGCAACUCGUACCUGCAGAGACUCCUCAUCGACAUGCCCAACAAGUCCAUCCUCGUCAUCGAGGAUAUUGACUGCUGCUUCGACACCAUGUCGAGGGAAGGUCGCAAUGAAGACACGUACGAUGACUACCACACGGGAGCUUACCAGCAUGAACGCAAGAUAACACUGUCGGGCCUGCUCAACUUCAUCGACGGGCUGUGGUCGACAACCGGCGAGGAGCGCAUCAUAGUCUUCACCACCAACUACAAGGACCGCCUCGACCCGGCGCUGCUGCGGCCGGGACGCAUGGACAUGCAUGUCUACAUGGGCUACUGCGGCUGGGAGGCGUUCAAGACGCUGGCCCGGAACUAUCACCUCGUCGAUGACCACCCUCUGUUCCCGGAGAUACAGGAGCUGCUCGCGGUGGUGGAGGUGACGCCGGCCGAGGUGUCAGAGAUGCUGCUAAGGAGCGAGGAUGUCGAUGCUGCGCUAGGGGUGCUUAUGGAAUUCCUCCAAGGAAGGAGACACGCACCAGAUGAGGCAAAGCACAACCAUGACGAGGCACGGUAG